Molecule: messenger RNA, 972 nt
Organism: Colletotrichum spaethianum
Lineage: Eukaryota; Fungi; Ascomycota; Sordariomycetes; Glomerellales; Glomerellaceae
Product: peptidoglycan deacetylase
Exons: 6
Coding region: 1-972 (323 amino acids)
Biological process (GO): carbohydrate metabolic process
Molecular function (GO): hydrolase activity, acting on carbon-nitrogen (but not peptide) bonds
Source: RefSeq, a predicted model, not a curated record
AUGGGAAAGAAGAAGGUUCUUGUCUGCUAUGGCGUUGAUAUCGAUGCCGUCGCUGGUUGGCUCGGCUCUUACGGUGGCGAGGAUAGUACCAGUGACAUCAGUCGAGGUAUCUGGGCUGGGACUAUCGGUACGCGUCGAGUUCUAAAGCUUUUUGAAAAGUACAACAUCAAAGCGUCUUGGUUCAUCCCCGGUCAUUCGCUGGAAACGUUCCCAGAGGAGUGUGCCAUGGUGCGUGAUGCAGGUCACGAAAUCGGUCUGCAUGGCUACAGCCACGAGAACCCCGUCGACAUGACAUUUGAGCAGCAACGUGAUGUUCUGGAUAAGACAUGGAAGAUGCUCACGGAGUUCUGUGGCGGUAAGCCCCCCAAGGGCAGUGUUGCGCCUUGGUGGGAGACUAGUGAAGAAGGAACUGAGCUGCUCCUGAGCUAUGGUAUCGAGUACGAUCACUCAAUGUCGCAUCAUGACUGCCAAGCGUACUGGUUGAGAACAGGGGACAGUUGGACCAAGAUUGACUACACCCAAAAAGCCGACACAUGGAUGAAGCCCUUAGUGAAGGGAAAGGAUACCGGCCUCGUUGAGAUACCAGGCUCUUGGUAUAUCGACGAUCUUCCUCCAAUGAUGUUUAUGAAGAAUUCGGCCAAUUCUCACGGCUGGGUGAACCCAAGGGAUGUUGAAGACAUUUGGCGGGACCAUUUCGACUACUUUUACAGGGAGUAUGACGAGUUCAUUUUCCCCAUGACCAUCCACCCGGAUGUUUCGGGCCGGCCCCACGUUCUCCUGAUGCAUGAGCGCAUCAUUGAGCACAUUAAUAAACACGAAGGCGUCGAGUGGGUGACGAUGGGAGAGAUGAGUGACUAUUUCAAGUCUAAGAACCCGGCUCCAGAAGGAGGUUUGAUGCCUGCCAGCCGUGAAGAAGUCAUGAAAAAGUACGAAGAUUGGAAGAAGACACAAUCGCCGACAGUUGAUAAGUAA